AUUAACGUCACACCGUCGGCUUGAACAUACGAUUCUGUGAAAUACGUCAUACAUGCAUCGAAAUGUGAACUAUAUGCUAAUGUGACGUCAUACUGUUGAGCGAAAUUUACAACAACCUGGCAACCGUUAAAGAAAACAAAAAUCGCAACAAAAUGAUCAUGCCUAAUGGAUAGAACACACUCAACAAAUCAACCAACCAAGUGGAAAUGGGGAAUGGUGUUUCUACUGCUCUUGUUCGAAUCGGCAAACCAGGUGAACGCUUAUCAGAAGAUGAGGUUGAACUUGCAUCAAAUUGUUUAAAUAGGUUGCCAGUGGUGUAUAAAGGUUACAACAAUGUUCCCCUCGAAGAAAUAUCUAUGUCUUGGGAACUUUAUAAAGUUAAAAAAUCUACCAUUAUCGCAAGAGCGCAGGGAGAUAUGACCAUGGAAGGAAUAUUUAUCAUAUUGGACGGAACUAUCGAACUUUUAUCUGAUAAAGAUCGCUUAAUAGUCGCAGGCUUGCAGAAAGGGGAAUUUGUUGGUGAUGUUCCAACAGUAUUCGAAAAGCCAUGUGCCGCAACAUGUCGUGCUAAAAAAGAUACAAAGCUAUUAUUUCUGAGUAAAUCGUCUUUAACACCAACUAUUCUCUCAGUUGAAAUUACCAUGGACGAAUGGUUAGUCAAACGAAUGUUUCUUGCGUGUACAGGAAAAGAAAGGGAACAUAUAGCUAGGAGAAUUACUGUAAGAGUCUUACAACGAAUCCCACUUUUUAGAAAAUGGGGACUUAUUUCACUACAGAUGUUGGUCGAUUACAUGAGAAACCCUAUUAUAAUAUACCCAAACAAGGCAAAGCUUAUUAUGGAAGGCGAUCCCUCCGAAGCCUUACUUGUUGUCCUUAGGGGAGAAAUAGGGAUAUACGAGCAAAACAAUCUUAUUCAACGUAUUGGGCCCUCAUUAGAUACAUUUCCGAUAUGGAUCGGCGAGGAGGGUUUGUUAUCAGGUGAAGUGAGACCCUUUACGCUAAGAGCACAUUCCAUUUGCCAGAUAAUUGUGAUCCAAAAGAAUACAAUCGAGAGUGUAGCCGAAGUAAGAACGGGGGAUGCUGGUCAAGCUUGGGAAUAUGAACAAAAAUCCUGCAAAGAACGAAUAUCUCGUCGAGAUGAGAACUUAUACAUUAAACAUAAAGCCUUUCUUCAAUAUGAAACAAUACUCUUGAAUUUAAAAUCGAGAAAUAUUGACAGAUUUGCAAACUUCACCGUUCAAAAUCUUUGGCACAUUGCGACAAAAAGCACAGUGAAACAUUUGAAAAAAGACUCCACAUUUUCGCAAGAUAAAACUUUGGAUAUCUUGAUUUAUGUGUUAACUGGGUCACUUCGUGUUGAAUCAUUUGAUGACGAAAAUGACAACGAUGUGUUCAACAUGACAAUUGCAGAGGGUCAGCUAUUUGACCCAAGAACACUUUCAAAAGAUGGAAAAGAUAUUGCUGCUACUCAGUCAACACUUUUACUUGAAAUACCAAGUGCAGUUGUGGCUGAAGCGGAGAACCUCAGCGAAAUAAUUGAGCUUAUUUAAACUAUAUGAUUUUAUAGAAGAGGUGACAUAUACUCGAUAAAUACAGGGUGCCCCAAAACAAAAUCUAUACUUUUAUUAGUAUUUUUCUAUAUUAAAUUUUAAGCAGUAGUGACAUCUUACAAUAAAGUAUGAAAAUCUGGGUUCGUGUUAUUUCUAAACAAAAGCUGCCAUUCCUUUCAAAUUUCUGACAUUGGUAAUGUCGUCUGUUUUCUGUAUUACAGUUGCGCUGGAGUAUUUCUGGCACAUGCUUUUUAAGAUAUAAUGUAAUUACCAUACUUUUGACCAACCAGUACCAUUUUAGGCCAACGAAAUGUACACAGUUUCAACAAAAUUGAUAGCGAACUGAAUCUUACUUGACCAUGUGAAAAAUACAUGAAGAUAAGCAAAUCAUUAUUUCUAGAAAUAUUUUAUUUCACAUGUUAUUUGAGCUAGAUGUACAAAUAUAAGAAUUAUUUAUAAACUGCAAGAGAGAAAUUGUAAGCAAACACUUUUAAGAAGUGCAAUCUAUAUGGUAUGAAUAUACAUUUUACUUGCAUCUACAUUUCUAGUAGAAUACCAGGAGGAUAAUAGUAUUAACAAAUAGAGUAUUUUAGCACAACCUAGCUUGCAAUUGUUAGUAUCUUCAAAUAUUCAAAUAAAGAACUCAGAUGGGUUACUUGCCUUGCCCAAAUCGGUCUCUUUUACUUAUCUUGAUUUCUAUUAUGUAUUUAAUUGAAAAUCAAGAAAAUAAAAAAAUAAUACAGACUUAGGUAAGGCUAGUGGGUUACCAGCAAUAAGAAAUCUAAAGCUGUUGCAAUCCUUUCUGGCAAAACACAAUAUUGGCACAAUUAACAUUAGACAAUGAUGCCACGCCGUUAAAGCAUUAAUAACGGGUUAAUCAUAUUAUAAUAUAUAUACAUAUACACCGUAACCUCAGGUGGAUCAUCUUAGAAUUAACAUUAUCAACAGAGAGAUUUCGCAACCGUACUUAGAGCGUCUUUAAUAUUGAUCCCUUAUGUUUUUAACGUUUAAAGUGUGUGUACUAUCAGUCAUCACUUGUCGCGUAGCUCUAUCCAUUCAUUCGGCCGGCCCAUCACUAAAAAGGGUUGUUUAUAAGUGAAAAAAUACUUAUCUCGUUUGGACAAAGUUAAUGGUGGGGCAUCAUCGUGAUAUUUGCCAUGAAGUCAUAUUACUGUCUAAUCCAACUUAUGAACAAGAAAUUUGGAGAAAACGUAUCAUUCUUGGUGAAAAGAACAUUAGAAUUGAUCGAAGAAAUAUACAUUUCUAUAUGACUUAUGAGUACAUAUUUUUGCAAAACGACAAACUUCAAUUCACUUUUACUUAUAACAUAUAGCUAUCCGCAUAAACAUAAGUUUUGCUUUCACGUAUUUGAGCGAAAUCUCUGUGUUAUUUCAAAAUUAUGCAACUCAACUGAUUAUUUUUUACCACGGCUCCAAGCGAAUGAAGACUAUGAAGGGAAAGUGGUGUGUGUUUCCGCGUACGCUCGGGGAAUGCUUUAGAUGCUAACAAGUUACAUAUGCAUCACUGAUAUUAUGUACACGAUCAUAACAUGGUUGAUGAACUGUAAUAUCAUUUUUGACACAUAUUCAAAAAAAACAAAAUAACAGUCUCAUAUUAUGAUAUGAGUUAGAGAAUAACAAACAUAAAUAACCCCACACUAUUUGAAAUGUGUGGUAACUUUGAAAUAAUUAUAUACUUUGACAAAAAAUAAAAUUGUAUGUACAUUAAACAAUAUUAACAUUUUAGCCAUGGACUUGUCCACCCACUUAGUGCGUUCGCAUCACUUGAGAAAAUAGGGAGGUUAAGUUACACGUUUUGAGAUAACCUGUACGUGAGGGUGUAAUAUUUCAACCCCAGGGGAUUACUCUCUCGCUCUCAAUUCACUUUUCCAGGGGCCUAAUUACAAUUAUUUUCCGUAAACCUUUAUACUCAAUCGGCCAAGUAAACAGUCCAAAUGGGAGAACUUAUCUACAGAGGACUAUAAUUCUACACGUUCACGUACAUGUUUUAAAAACGUGUAUCUUAACUUCGUGUUCCCUAAUUUCAUUUAACACAAGUGCUGAUGACUUAAUGUUAAAUUAAUAUUUAUAUAUAAUAUAUAUAUAUCAAUAAACAAGGAGGUCAAAUAUUUAUUAUGUGAAUGUACUCCCUAAAAUUUUAUACGGUCAUAAUAAAAUCUAACAAAUAUUGUAUAUUUACAUAUGUAUUAUUUACUAUCAUGAAAAAAUAUAUCUUCAGAGUUUUUCCGUUCUUCUGACUACCAAAUACCAACGGAUCCAUAAGCUCGAACCGGUUUGAUUACACGUUUGGUCGCUCUAAAUGAUUAACCUUUUCGUCUGCUCUUAAUUGUGAGUAUUCAAGUAGUGUAAAUAACUUAUUAUAUGAAGUCUAGGUUGCUACCCCUUCCGCCAUAAUCAAGUCACGGUGUGAGGCCCUAUGCUAAGCGUGUCAAUAUAAAAGGUCUACUGUCCCCUCUCAAAUGUUAACAUGUGUGGCGGCUAUA
Owenia fusiformis is the source of this 4053-nucleotide messenger RNA. NCBI's taxonomy places the organism in Eukaryota, Metazoa, Annelida, Polychaeta, Sabellida, Oweniidae. The record is from the annotation of a GenBank genome assembly.